Messenger RNA from Parnassius apollo (apollo), 675 nucleotides. The record is from the annotation of a GenBank genome assembly. NCBI's taxonomy places the organism in Eukaryota, Metazoa, Arthropoda, Insecta, Lepidoptera, Papilionidae.
AUGCUGGUUACCUAUUUGGAAGCCAGCCGGGACCUUUGCGAGACGGACUCAAUUCUUUUUGGCGCCGCACUGGCAGUCUGCCGUAUUAUAGGUGCCAAACUUUCCACGGCUGGACGCACUACUGGACAAAGUAGUGCUAUCCCAGCCUGGAGAAUAAGAAUUGAAGAACGUAUCGCAAAGGCUAGGGCCCUCAUCGGCAGACUGAUAUGCUUCAGGUCAGGCAAUACCAGGCCAAGGAUUGUGCGCACCGUCAGGAUGGCGUUUGCUGGGACAAAUGUUAGUUUGUCCCAGCCGGAUAUAAUGCAAAAACUGACGGAGCGCAUAGACGACCUGAAGCAAAGAAUAGCUGCUUGGGGAAAGCGGAUUCGGCGAUAUACCGAGAGGUCGACACGGUUCAACCAGAAUCGUUUCUUCCAGAGUGAUCAGAAGAGGUUCUAUAAAUCAUUGGAGCGACCAAUAGUAAGUGGAACGGGCCCUGCAACAAAUCAGGCCGACAUGGUCGCAUUCUGGCGCAGCCUGUGGCCAGAGCCCGUAAACCACAACGAGGGCCCUUGGACGGAAGUUGUGGCGAGUCAGUGUGCGAGUAUUACGCCCAUGGACCCCGUCAUCAUAACGCCGGAUGACGUAGCUGAGGCGGUCCGUAGGGCCCCCGAACUGGAAAAGUCCGGGGCUUGA